This is a messenger RNA of Iphiclides podalirius (scarce swallowtail), 639 nucleotides long. The record is from the annotation of a GenBank genome assembly. NCBI's taxonomy places the organism in Eukaryota, Metazoa, Arthropoda, Insecta, Lepidoptera, Papilionidae.
AUGGACUUAGAAUCAUUUUGUAGAGAUAAAAAGGGUAGGAGGAUUAUUAAGCGUAAUUCCCUGUAUAAAGACCCAGAUUUAUUUAAUAUUUAUCUUGAAUCUAAUAAUAGAUUUGGGCAGAGAUUUCAAGGUUGGCUGAAAGCAGGAGAAGGGGCAAACACUGUUGAAGUAUGUUGUAACACCAAUAAAAAACAAAAUAAAGUUCAAAAGAAACUUGGUGAGAUGCUUGCUAAACCUGUACAAAUAACAAAAGCUGAAAGAAUGAUGGAGAAAAUGGGUUGGCAAGGUGGUGCACUAGGCAAACACGGUGAGGGUAUAAUUGAGCCCAUUGCACCAAAUGCUUCUUAUGCCACAACAACGGUUGGGCUUGGGCGAAAUGAAAAAAGACCAAAAAAUGAGCUCAAAAAUAAGAAGAAUGUCAAAGAAAACUUUGAUACUAAUGUUCUGCUUCAUAUUUUAGAAUUUGUUAAAUGUGAUUUAGAACAUGAAAUUGUUUUUGAAUGUUGUUUAUGGAAGAAAGAGAGGAAAUGGGUGCAUAAAAUAGUUGAAGCCCUAGCAAGCAAUGCUGAUGCAAGAGUGAAGGUGUUGUUCCAAAUCGUUUCUUAUGUUUAUAUAAGGAAGCCCCAGAAAAUAUGUAUU